Molecule: messenger RNA, 445 nt
Organism: Leguminivora glycinivorella
Lineage: Eukaryota; Metazoa; Arthropoda; Insecta; Lepidoptera; Tortricidae
Gene: mRpL34
Product: 39S ribosomal protein L34, mitochondrial
Exons: 2
Coding region: 115-387 (90 amino acids)
Biological process (GO): translation
Cellular component (GO): ribosome; mitochondrial large ribosomal subunit
Molecular function (GO): structural constituent of ribosome
Source: RefSeq, a predicted model, not a curated record
ACGUCAUGUAUGACAGUGACAUAACAUCCAUCGAUUCGUACCGGAGUUUUAUAGUCUAACACUGAAUACAGUAAUAAAAUAACCUAUACGUUGCACUAAAAGAACAAAUUUAUUAUGUCGGGAUUAUUAGCAGCAGUGUUACAACCUUUGCGGUUUCUACGACAAGGGCUGCAUACUAUCAGUCAAGUCACUCCAACCACUAGUUUAGUGAAGCCAGACAGCUUCUCAUUGCAAUCAAUCAGGACAAAUGUUCGCUGUUAUUUCCCAAGACCCAACGAAGUGAAAAGAGUCCGUCGUCACGGUUGGAAAGCUAGGAUGUCCACACCAGCGGGCAGAAGGAUCAUCAUGAGGAGGUUAUUGAAAGGCAGAUUUGUUUUGACCCACUAAACAUAAGCAUUAUCGGAUAAAUAGUUUUAGAAAAUAAAAAAGCUUAUAAAAAUUGCAA